AUGGCGAGAGUUUCUGUGUUGUUAUGUUUGGUUAUAUUAGUUACAUUAGGAGUAGUGGUAAGUUUCUCAUUUGCACACGACACGGAAGUGACAUCGAACCAUGUGGAGAGUAGCCAGAAAGAGACUGAAGUUGUUCAUAAUAGUAAACACGAAGAGAAAGGAGGAGAAAUGGUAAAUGAUGAUCACAAAGCCGGUUCUCAUGUCGAUAAAAAGGACAAAAAGAAAGAGCAUGAUGUGCAUAAAAAGGAUGAUCAACAUGAAAAGAAAGAGCAUGAUGUGCAUAAAAAGAGUGAUCACGAGAAGGAUGGUGAUAAGAAGAAGACCGCUCAUCAUCACAAACAUGAUGAUGAUGAAUCUGAUGAUGAAAAGGAGCAUGAAGAUAAAAAGAAGGGUGAACAUGAUGAAUCUGAUACCGAUGAUGACACUGAUGAUGACACCGAUGAUGACGAUGAUGAUAAAGAUGAGGUUGAUGGGGAUGAUGAUGAAAAAGAUACUAUUGGAUUAUAUGAGCUCAAGAAGGGAAACAUAACCAUCAAAUUCACAAACUGGGGUGCUUCAAUCAUGUCUCUUCGUUUCCCGGACAAAAAUGGAAAAGUUGGCGACAUUGUUCUUGGUUAUGAUAGCGUCAAAAGCUAUAAGACCGACAAGGUCUAUUUUGGAGCAACCGUGGGACGAGUAGCGAAUAGAAUAGGAAAUGCCCAGUUCAAAUUGAAUGGUAAAGAGUACAAGACUACUGCCAACGAUGGCAAAAACACACUUCACGGUGGGAAGAAAGGGUUUGGCGAUGUUGUGUGGGAAGUUAAAAAACAUAAGUAUGAUGGCAAGAAACCUCAUAUUGUAUUCACUUACACAAGUCCUGAUGGAGAUCAAGGGUUUCCCGGAGAAGUCAAUGUCACGGUGACUUAUAAACUUGACAAAGAAAAUGAAUUGAGUGUGGUGAUGGAGGCAAAGCCAAAAGAUAAAGCAACUCCGAUUAACUUAGCUCAUCAUACAUAUUGGAAUCUUGGUGGUCAUAACGCCGGAGACAUCUUGUCUGAAGAAAUUCAGAUCCUCGGGUCAAGUUACACUCCCGUCGACGGUGAACUCAUUCCCACAGGAGAAAUAUCUCCGGUGAAAGGAACAUCAUACGAUUUUCUCCAACUCCGUUCUAUUAAAGAUAAUAUGAAGGAUCUUAAAACAGGAUAUGAUAUAAACUAUUGCUUAGAUGGUAAAGCUGAUAAGAUGAGGAAAAUUGUAGAACUCGUAGAUAAGAAAUCUGGGAGAAAAUUGGAGUUAUCCGGAAACCAACCCGGUUUGCAAUUCUAUACCGGUGGAAUGUUAAAGGACAUCAAGGGAAAGAAUGGGACAACUUACCAAGCUUUCGCGGGACUAUGUCUAGAGACACAAAGUUAUCCAAACUCAGUAAAUAAUCCGAAGUUUCCUUCACAGAUUGUUGAACCAGGAAAAACAUACAAGCACACCAUGCUCUUCAAAUUUUCUAUUGUUUCAUAG
Molecule: messenger RNA, 1491 nt
Organism: Eruca vesicaria subsp. sativa (arugula)
Lineage: Eukaryota; Viridiplantae; Streptophyta; Magnoliopsida; Brassicales; Brassicaceae
Source: the annotation of a GenBank genome assembly